AUGGAAAUAGUUGAAAUCUGUUCAAAUAUUGAUAAUGAGGCUACUGAUAUGUUUAUAAAACCUAGAAGUAUUAAUUUUACAAGCUUUUGGUCAUUCCAUCCUCAUCAACCGAAAACCAACAUUCCAUUCAGACCUUCAAAAUUGUACAACCGUAAGGAUGGAGGUCAUCGUAAAUGGAUAUCUUAUUGUGUUAAGAAAAAAGCUUUAUUUUGCAAUAUAUGUCUUUGUUAUGGUGAUGGUUCUGGAUCAUUUUCCAAAGGAUUUUCUGUCUGGAAACAUGUAUAUGAGCGAGUCAGUGAUCACGAAGAAACAAUAACACACAAAUUAAAUGUUGAUGCUCAUUUGAUGAAAAAGCAAUUUUCUUCAGUGGAUUCACUUUUAACACACGGACUUGGUUCAAUAAGAAAAAUACAAGUUGAAAACAAUCGGAAUGUAUUACUUCGUCUUAUUGAUGUGUUAAAGUUAAUUGGAAAGCGCGGACUAAGUUAUAGAGGUAAAACAAAUGAGGCUGCUUAUUCACUCGACGAUACUUCCUUAGACCAUGGCAAUUUUUUGGAAAUAACUUUACUUAUUAGUAAAUAUGAUUCCUUGCUUAAAUCACAUUUAGAUAAAGUUGUAAAAAAAAGUUUAAAAUGUUAUAAUUCUGGAGCCAAACAAGGAGGAGGUCAAGUUACUUUUUUAUCAAAAACUACAAUUAAUUAUAUUCCUGAAAUUAUUGCUAAAAAUAUCAAAUUUACAAUUUCUAAUGAAGUGAAAGAUGCUGUAAUAUAUUCUGUACAACUCGAUACAACACAAGAUAUAUCUGUUACAGAUCAAUGCUCAAUAAUAUUAAGAUAUGUAAAUGGUACAUCUGUCUUUGAAAGAUUAGUUGGUAUGGUAAGGUGUAGCUCAAGUAAAGGCUCCGAUUUUGUUGAGUUACUCUUAAAAGUUCUCAAAGAUAUGAAUCUAGACCCAAAAUGCUGUAUAGGAAACGCAACCUACGGAGCUGCAAAUAUGCAAGGAGUUUAUAAUGGAUUUUCCACGAAAAUGAGCGAAGCAACAGUUGAACAAGUACAUGUAUGGUGUUAUGCACAUGUAUUAAAUUUAGUUAUUAGUGAUAUUACAAGCAAAAUUGUCCAAUCUAUUUCUUUGUUUGGUAUCUUGCAAGGAUGUGCGGUAUUUAUACGUGAGUCAUAUAAACGUAUGGACAUAUGGACAACCAAAAAUUCCAAAAAAAAAUAUGUACAAUCGGCGAAACAAGAUGGUGGUCCAAAGAUGCAGCAUUGA
Molecule: messenger RNA, 1266 nt
Organism: Macrosiphum euphorbiae (potato aphid)
Lineage: Eukaryota; Metazoa; Arthropoda; Insecta; Hemiptera; Aphididae
Source: the annotation of a GenBank genome assembly